This is a messenger RNA of Artibeus jamaicensis (Jamaican fruit-eating bat), 957 nucleotides long. Its product is annotated as olfactory receptor 13C8. The coding region runs from base 1 to 957 and encodes 318 amino acids. Lineage: Eukaryota; Metazoa; Chordata; Mammalia; Chiroptera; Phyllostomidae. The transcript has a single exon. Gene Ontology annotation, cellular component: membrane. Gene Ontology annotation, molecular function: olfactory receptor activity; G protein-coupled receptor activity. Gene Ontology annotation, biological process: G protein-coupled receptor signaling pathway. The record is from RefSeq and is a predicted model, not a curated record.
AUGGGAAGGACCAAUGAUUCUAUAUUGACAGAAUUUGUCCUGGUUGGACUUUCUUCCCACCCAAAGCUCCAGACAGUUUUCUCUGUGCUAAUUUUGUGGAUGUACCUCAUGAUCCUUCUGGGAAAUGGUGUCCUUAUCUCAGUAAUCAUCUAUGACUCUCACUUGCACACCCCCAUGUAUUUCUUCCUCUGUAACCUUUCCUUCCUGGACAUUUGCUACACAAGCUCUUCUGUCCCAUUAAUUCUUAGCAGCUUUCUGACAGUGAGGAAAAGUGUUUCCUUCUCUGGGUGCAUGGUGCAAAUGUUUCUCUCCUUUGCAAUGGGGGCCACAGAGUGUGUGCUUCUAGGCAUGAUGGCACUUGACCGCUAUGUGGCCAUCUGCUACCCACUGAGAUACCCCAUCAUCAUGAGCAAAGGUGUCUAUGUGCUCAUGGCAGCUGGGUCCUGGGUCUCUGGGCUUGUCGAUUCAGUGAUACAGACAUCUCUCGCAAUGCGAUUACCAUUCUGCACUAACAAUGUCAUUAACCAUUUUGCCUGUGAAAUUCUGGCUAUCCUAAAACUGGCCUGUGUUGAUAUUUCAAUCAAUGUGAUCAGCAUGGCAGGAUCAAAUCUGAUGUUUCUGGUUAUUCCAUUGCUAGUAAUUUCUAUCUCUUACACUUUUAUUAUUGCUACUAUUCUGAGGAUCCCUUCCACUGAAGGAAAACGUAAGGCCUUCUCCACCUGCUCAGCCCACUUGACAGUGGUGAUUAUAUUCUAUGGAACAAUUUUCUUCAUGUAUUCAAAGCCCAAGUCAUUCAGGUCUGGCACAGAUAAUCAAGACGUCAUUGAGGCCCUCAUCUCCCUCUUCUAUGGAGUAAUAACUCCCAUGCUCAAUCCUCUCAUCUAUAGUCUACGGAACAAGGAUGUCAAAGCUGCUGUGAAGAACUUGCUGGGCAGGAAAAACUCUCAUGGGACAUGA